This is a messenger RNA of Coccinella septempunctata (seven-spotted ladybird), 2727 nucleotides long. RefSeq names its product kelch-like ECH-associated protein 1 (gene Keap1). Gene Ontology annotation, molecular function: protein binding. NCBI's taxonomy places the organism in Eukaryota, Metazoa, Arthropoda, Insecta, Coleoptera, Coccinellidae. The record is from RefSeq and is a predicted model, not a curated record. The coding region runs from base 290 to 2044 and encodes 584 amino acids. The transcript has 10 exons.
ACGACACGACCAGUCCUUUAGUUGACUUGACGUUUAGUGUGUUUUCCCGAUAAUGCAUGUGGAAAGCUGAAGGAAAUUUGUUAUUCACAUAUUACUUGGGAAUUCGUGAUGAUUGUUGAAUACAGUAUAGAAAUUACUGGAAAUAUAGUUUUCCGAUCGGCAUUUUUCUCUUCUGCUUCAAAUUAAUUCACAAUGCUCCAACAUGGUUUUAAAUUUUAUAUUGCGAGUUGAAAAAUUAUAAAGUGGCUGUGAAAAUAUUCUUCUAAUUAUAAUUACAUCAUUUAAUUGAAUGAAAAUGGACAAGGAAGAUAAAUUUUUGGUACAGUGUACAUCUGGCCAAUGCGACAAUGCAGAACUGGAGUUCCAAAUGAUAGGAUACAUCAAAGAGGCCAUGAAAGCUAUGGAACUGAUGCGGUUCCAUCAGAUGCUCACGGACGUUGUCCUAGAAGUGGGAACUGAAAAAUUCCACGCACACAGGGUUGUAUUAGCCGCAGCCAGUCCGUAUUUCAAAGCAAUGUUCACCGGAGGCCUGAAAGAAUGCGAUAAUAAAACUGUGAAACUGGAAGGGGUGUCCCCUACAGCCAUGAAGAUAUUGAUACAUUUCAUAUACACGGGGAAAAUGAAAGUUACAGAGAACAUUGUGUGUCAGUUGCUACCAGCCGCAGCGAUGUUUCAAGUGACCAAUGUCAUUGAAGCGUGCUGUGAUUUCCUCGAAAAGCAACUGGACCCAAGCAACGCAAUUGGAAUAGCGAACUUCGCUGAAAAUCACGGUUGUUUGAGUCUCUACAGAAAAGCCAACACGUAUAUCGAAAGACAUUUUCGUGAGGUAGCACAGGAAGAAGAAUUUUUUCAAUUGAAUUCUUCAGAAUUAAUUAGGCUGAUAAGGAAAGACGAGCUGAAUGUCCAGGAGGAGAAAGAAGUGUACAACGCAGUUUUGAAAUGGGUCGAGUAUAACCCGAAUAGACAGAACGAGAUGGAGAUCAUUCUAAGUGCAGUUCGUUGCCAAUUCUUGCCUCCUAAGUUUCUGAACGACCAAAUGAAAAAUUGCGAAUUCAUAAAGAAGGCUCCUGCUUGCAAGGAAUAUCUAGCAAAAAUAUUCAAGGACCUCACGCUACAUAAACGCACAAAAGAAAAAGAGAGAACACCAUGUAUUCCAAGGGUGAUAUAUGUGACAGGAGGUUACUUGAGGCAGUCUUUAGAUAUCGUGGAAGGCUUCAAUGUAGAUAACAAGACUUGGAAGAAGAUGGAUUCGUUGACCAUACCGAGAUCAGGUCUUGGUGGAGCUUUCCUGAAAGGUAUGUUCUACGCUGUUGGAGGAAGAAAUACAUCCCCUACUCAGAGUUACGACUCUGAUUGGGUAGAAAGAUACAACCCGGUUAAAGACCAAUGGAGAGUUUGUAGCCCAAUGUCGGUACCAAGGAAUAGGGUAGGCGUGGCUGUCAUGGAUGGACUACUUUAUGCUGUAGGAGGAAGUGAAGGAUCCAAAUAUCUCAACUCAGUUGAAUGUUAUGACCCUGAUACAGACAAAUGGGCUCCUGUUAAGUCUAUGCAUUACAACAGGCUAGCCUUGGGUGUAGCCGUAGUCAACAGGCUCUUAUAUGCCAUAGGGGGCUACGACGGUACCAACAGGCAUAAUUCAGCGGAAUGCUAUCAUCCAGAAAAUGAUGAGUGGACAAUGAUCAAUCCGAUGCACAUUCCCAGAAGUGGAGCAGGUGUAGCAGCUAUUAACCAAUACAUUUUUGUGAUUGGUGGUUAUGACGGAACGAGACAACUGAAUCAGGUUGAAAGAUAUGAUACAGAAAAAGGAGAAUGGAUGUUUGUAGCACCAAUGAAAAAAGCGAGGAGCGCAUUGAGUGUAACCGUUCUAGACUGCAAGAUUUAUGCUAUAGGAGGAUACGACGGUUCGAAUUUCUCGAAUAGUGUUGAAAUUUACGACCCCAUCAAAAACGAAUGGACUGAUGGUGUAUGCUUAACAGCUGGAAGAUCUGGUCACGCCAGCGCUGUCUGUUACCAACCUCCGAGUACCUUACCUGGCUGUCGUUAAGAUAUGAGCUUAAUUUGAAGAACAGAGAUCUUAAUUGAAAGAUAUUUUGGACUCCGAACUGUUAUCGUGAGAAAAGUGGAGAUAUGUCUUUUGAUGUGAAUUCAUCUCAAAUAAUUCAUGUUUGUUUAUUCCUCACUGUGAUAAAUGUGCAUUUGAUGCUAUUAACCAGGGGUUUCCAAAAAACAUUCCUCCAAAAUUCGUAUUACAUUCAACUUGACUCAUUCAUGUUUCAACAUGAUGUAUUUGCAUGAUGCAUCCAAUCCAAAAAGAGAGCUUAUAGUUAGGAUAGAAAUCCUGUUUCUCACCUAUGAAAACUUGAAAAUGUGAUAUUCACUGAGAAUCAACAUAUUUAAGUUGGUUUGAAAUGGUUGGUGAAGAAAUUGGUUAUUUUUGAAGUAUUUAUUCAUGUUGUCUUAAGCUUUGUGUAUAUUUUUUUCUUCAUAUUGUAGAAGUAGGGUAGGAAAAUGUGAUUCUUGAAUUUUCAGGAUUUCCUCAAGUAUAAAUUGGUAAUGACUUAUGUGGUGAAGUCAUCAUACUUAUUUUUGAAUGUUAUGAAUUAGUUAUGUUAUCUUCUUUAUUUAUCCUUCAUCUCUUACAUUCCACCAAUGAAUAUAUGAUUUAAAAUCAUGAAUAAUGAAUUGUUGAUUGUGAUAAAGUAUGAUUAAAUACAUGACAAAGUUUAA